ACAGGAGGACCUGGGCUUCCGGGAGACAAAGGCGCCAUGGGGAUCCGUGGACGACCGGGACUAAAGGGGCAACCUGGAGAGAAGGGAGCCCCUGGAGAAGCUGGCAUGUCCAUUAUUGGUCCCCGUGGCCCUCCAGGACAGCCGGGAACAAGAGGUUUUCCUGGGUUUCCGGGCCCAAUUGGUUUAGAUGGCAAACCAGGGCAACCUGGACAGAAGGGAGAGAUGGGAAGCCCUGGACCAAAAGGAGAAAAGGGUCAGUGCGGAGACUAUCCACACAGGCUGUUGCCUCUUCUCAAUUCAGUGCGGCUGGCUCCACCUCCAGUCAUAAAGAGACGCACCUUCCAGGGUGAACAAGGCCAGGCGGGCAUCCAAGGGCCCCCAGGACCACCUGGACCACCAGGCCUUCCGGGAACACCAGGACAACCUGGGCCAACUGGCUCAGCUGGGAAAGUAGGAGAACCAGGGAAGCCAGGCAGAGACGGAAAGGGCUUGCCAGGACCUCCUGGACCAAAGGGAGAACCUGGAAUUCAGGGCUACCAUGGAAGAAAGGGUGAGGCAGGUGAAACUGGCUUACCAGGACCCCCUGGCCUUCCUGGUCCUAUUGGUCCAAAGGGUGAAAAGGGAGAACGUAGUAUGAAGGGGGAGAGGGGCAUGCCAGGUCUACCAGGAAAGCAAGGAGUUCAGGGUGAAAUAGGGAUCCCAGGAGCAAAGGGAGAACACGGAGUUGCUGGAAAGACAGGGCCCCCAGGUUUGCCAGGGAAAAGGGGGCAGAGGGGAGAAAAAGGAGAUUCUAGCAAUGCACUUGGGGGAGGUAAAGGAGAACCUGGACCACCAGGGCUACCUGGACCUCCUGGACCAAAGGGAGAACCUGGAAUACCUGGGGAGCAAGGACCUUUUGGUCCAAGGCCUCUCUAA
This is a messenger RNA of Anolis sagrei ordinatus, 915 nucleotides long. Lineage: Eukaryota; Metazoa; Chordata; Lepidosauria; Squamata; Anolidae. The record is from RefSeq and is a predicted model, not a curated record.